AUGGCUCCUGUACAAGACGACGCCACAGGCGACUCAACGACCAUGCAAACACACCCUCUAUUGAUCACCAUGGACCAGAGUUCUUAUGUCAGAAGAUCUCCACAAGAUGACCCCAAGGAUCUAUAUGGAUUGUUCCGCGAACUCUCAUUGGAGAGAACUAUUGAUCCAGACAAGAUGCAACGGCACAUCUUGGACAGCAUCUAUCGCCUUGUCCAUGGCUCCAACAACAUCGAAGACGUCAGUUUCAGCUUCAACACCACAGUCGAGCUUUGCCGCACCAUUUUUGAAGGCUCCAUCAGUGAUCCCUUUGACCUCCUAGUUCUUGACGUGGAAAUCUAUCGAGAGUUGGGACAGCACGUCAAGGCAGCUCAAUAUCUCAUUUGGCAAACCACCAAGAGCGAUCUGUCCGAGGAUAUCAUCAAGGAAGCACAUCGCAUCUUGACAAAUGAGUUCAAUGAGACCAAAGGUACAUAUGAUACUGAUUACAGCGGUGAAUACCGCACAUCUCCUCUGCAAGCAACAUCCCGUCCCUACAUGGACCCCAACAGUAUUCCCGCUGCGAUGGACAAGAUGAUGGCCAGCUACCGAGAUGAUAUCCGGGCUGCUGGAAUAAAAGGGGAGAUUGAUCCUGUGGCACUUGCAGCAAAGUAUAGUCACAUUUUCUUCAGUAUUCACCCAUUUCAUACCGCCAACGGCCAGAUGAGUCGCCUCAUACUCAACGCCAUACUCUUUAAGUGGGCAGGAUGUCUCGCUCCUUUUGGUCAGGAUGAGGAGGAGUGUGCAGAGUAUCUUUCCAUCGUUGUUGAAGCGAUGGACCUGGAAACCUGUGAUGCUGAGAGUUGUAAUGGAAUACCCGAUGGCUGUAGACCGAAGCUUUAUAAAAAGCUGGCUUCCUAUAUCUUGAAGCAUGCGGCGGCGGGUAUGUUGCUGGUUUGCGAGCCCCUGCAAUUGGAUGGGUGA
Messenger RNA from Fusarium fujikuroi IMI 58289, 960 nucleotides. RefSeq lists its product as uncharacterized. The record is from RefSeq and is a predicted model, not a curated record. Bases 1 to 960 code for a protein of 319 amino acids. The transcript has a single exon. NCBI's taxonomy places the organism in Eukaryota, Fungi, Ascomycota, Sordariomycetes, Hypocreales, Nectriaceae.